This is a messenger RNA of Postia placenta MAD-698-R-SB12, 2596 nucleotides long. RefSeq lists its product as hypothetical. Gene Ontology annotation, biological process: regulation of DNA-templated transcription. The record is from RefSeq and is a predicted model, not a curated record. The transcript is spliced from 5 exons. The coding region runs from base 1 to 2304 and encodes 767 amino acids. Gene Ontology annotation, molecular function: sequence-specific DNA binding; zinc ion binding. Lineage: Eukaryota; Fungi; Basidiomycota; Agaricomycetes; Polyporales; Adustoporiaceae.
AUGAGCUUUCUUGCCUCGCCACGAGGCUACGAUUCUCUAGCACGUUCAGACCUCGCUCUCCCCGCCAUUCACCCGUCCAACUCCCGCCUUCCUAUGCAGCCUCUGUCCGCGUUCGACAGCGUGCCCGUGCACCUCCCUCCACUCGCGCCUGCUGCGCCCGCCACCGCGCCUGACGCCCCCCAGCCGGCCGAUCGUUCGACGACCGCGUUGCCGAAGCUGGGGCAGACUCGUUGUUACUGGAGCUUGCUCACGCCCGACUUGCACUUCCUGUACCUCGACCCCGUGCUCGCGCAUCAUCUGCAGGACCAAGCUGAGCUCCUAGUGAACAAGUCUCUGCUGGAUUUCGUACACCCGGACGAGCAAGCAUCCGCGAAGCUUGACCUGGGCAGUGUUUUGGAGAGUCGCACACUGCAUGGGAGCGUCACUCGCGUUCGUUACUCCCGCCUGUCGCGUGUCCGCAAGGUGCUCGGAUACCAAGGUCCGGCACAGGAAUGGCCAGACGCCGACAAGGUGGCUGUUGAUGACAAUUACAUGGCCAUUGACAUAGUCAUCAAUUGGGCCUCCGAUGGGUUGGUGUUAUGCUUCAUGCAUGCGGUGGUAGACCUCUCGCCGCACGACAAUGAUGAACAUCACAAAACGCCUUGGACUAACUGGUGCGGCACGCCCUUUAUGAGCAUGGAUCAGGUUCAGCUCCUGCAUUCACGGCUCUUGUCUGCCGUGCCGCAGCCGCUCUCUAUGUCCAGGGUCUUCCAAAUAUUACUCAACCAGCCUGAGAGGUCCUUGUGCAUGAGUUGGCCUCCCGAUCAGCCGGAACCAGGAGGCCCAAUAUCAAAGGACUUCGCAAAGUUGGCUCAGGACGUUCAAAUAAGCAGCGGCAGCGCCAGUGGGACUGAUGCGAAGACUAGUUGUACGCGACGGUACAAAGCCCACCAGACUAUGAACUUCGGCGUCGAGAACGCAAAGGAAGUCGAGAGCAUUUUCAUCCCCCACGGCUCCAUAAUUUUCGCCUGCCACAAGGUGCAUCCCAGCACCCGAGAGCUGAACCCCAACGAAGCGGCGACUCAUAGCUCGCAUUACUACCCGCCACCGGGCAAUCACCCUUAUCCCGAUCAGGCUCACUCAUACAGUCUUCCGCCAGUUCCCGCGCCUUCUCAGUAUCAUAAUUCUUUCCCGCCGCCGCCGCACCAUUCUGCUCACUACUCUUCCGGCAGCAACUGGCCCCCUCAUCCAGAGUCUCCGGGCUCCCCGCCUCACUACCAACAAUGGAAUACAGCUCCGUCCGUCAGUAGUGUCCGUUCUUCAACUUACUCCGCUCCACCGCAGCAGCAUCAAUGGCCUUCGCAGCCGCCAUCCUAUCUGGACGCCAGCUCCGCUCCUCCUCCUCCAUUGAACUCAGGACCUCAAGGCUCGCCUUAUCCCCCUCCAAACAGCGGAAAUGAUGACCCGCCGCCUUCCCCUGGCAGCGACACUGUGCCUCCGUCACGGGUCAUCCAUAGGCGUGGCUCGAACACAAGGGACCAGUACGGCAAUGGGGGAAGAAGCACAGGGAAUCCCCCUGUCGGCGUCGCACGGUGCGCCAGCUGCAAGGCAACCCACAGCCCAGAGUGGAGGAAGGGCCCAAGUGGUAAAAAAGAUCUUUGCAAUGCAUGCGGCCUUCGUUAUGCUAGGUCCCGUGCGAAGAAGGAAGGGGGACCACCUCAGCAGUCACGCCGUCGCAAGGACAGAGUCUUCGAUUCCUUGUCGAAGGAACCUUCGCCGUCGGGUUCUCCCGUGCCAGCCCCCUAUUCAAACGUCCGAAGGGGCAGCUACUACGAGGAUGGGUCCUUCCCCUCGACGUCGAACGGGUCGCCGGGCGAGCUGUACCCUCCCCCACCACGCUCGGGCCACCCUGGGUUCACCGGCACGCCGUCGCCAUCGCCGCCGAAUGGUGGCAUGCACUACCCGUAUCCCCAUCCACCGCCUCACCACCAAAACGCCGACGGUCGGUCGCACUACGACGCGCACGGCGGCCAGUUCUAUUCGGUUCCGCCACCGGCGCCGCCCCAGCAGGGCCUACCGCACCUUGCCGGCCACGAACAUCCCCCGCGCCUCGAGCCCGUUACGCCUUAUUCUGGACCGAACCAGUCCUCGCCUGGGGUGUCGCCCACGUCGCCCAUCGGCGGAUCGCCCAUGAGUGGGAACCUCUCUAUCGCCUCGUUCGAACGCGAUAGGACUCAUCGGGAACACGAACGGGAGGGCUUGCAGCCUACACCGGUGUCUGCUGAAACACGCCGCUCAGGAAGAUCUGGCUAUAUGCGCGAUUAAGUCUUAAAGCCGCCCCGCGGAAUAGCGCUCAGGCUGUUCAUUGUCUCGAAAGCGUCCCACGCAACUUAUGAUGGACUAAUAUUCUGUUCUCGCCUUGCCUAUUGUUCGCAGGAGUGGUGAUCGUGGUGACCGUACUUUCCGUUCGAACCCAUGUCUUCCUUGAAGAUAUUUAUCCGCUGUUUCCUUAUCCUGUAUCGGCUGUGGCGGCGGGGCGUAUGGAACUGCCCGCGUCGCCGCGUUCCCCCUUCUAUGUAUUGUACCAUAAAUCGACCAUAGAUAUUUGUCCGCGAGG